Hippopotamus amphibius kiboko is the source of this 3134-nucleotide messenger RNA. It is a transcript of the gene MYCBPAP, whose product is annotated as MYCBP associated protein. Gene Ontology annotation, molecular function: phospholipid binding; clathrin binding. NCBI's taxonomy places the organism in Eukaryota, Metazoa, Chordata, Mammalia, Artiodactyla, Hippopotamidae. The coding region runs from base 90 to 3056 and encodes 988 amino acids. Gene Ontology annotation, cellular component: plasma membrane; clathrin vesicle coat; endosome. The transcript is spliced from 18 exons. Gene Ontology annotation, biological process: endocytosis. The record is from RefSeq and is a predicted model, not a curated record.
CGGGCGCGCUCAGGGUCGCGGGGCCCGCACACAGCCGGGUUUUCCGGGUCCACGCGGCGCGGGGCCACGCUCACCGCCCGGGCGGCACCAUGAAGUCUCUAAAGAAGGAGUCCCGUCUCAGAAUACCUACAAACAGAUUCAUGGAGGCCCCAGAGAGCGUGAAAGAAAAGAAGCGGGCAAAGGUACCUGAACAGCCCACACCCCCCAUUCAGGAAGAACCUGAGCCUGUUAGCAAUGUCCUACAAGGAGAUGACAUUCUUGCUUUAGCCAUUAAGAAGGAAGACUUGAAGAAGCAACAUAUUCCUCGCCUUAUUGAAACAGAAGAUAAAGCUGUAAUUACCCAGAGACUUAUCAUCCGUAAACUCAAACCCAAGGAUCAUAGGAAGAAGGUCUGCCACUUAGUAGCACAUCCUGCUACUCCAGACGCAGCCACAAAGCCCCUGGACUACUCUGGGCCCAGUGACAUCUUCCAUGGCAGUGACCAGAUCCUGCCCCACCACAUCUUGGGGCAUCUCCAGGACUUUAAAAGAAUUGCAGUUGCCCGAGGGAACACCCAGCUGGCUGAGCUGAUACCUACCCCACCCUGUCUGAUGACCCUCAUCUCAGCUAAAGAAGAGCCAAAGCAGGAAGCCCCAAAAGAAGAGAAGGCUCAUCCGCUCUGGGCCCCACCUCCUCAGCACAACUUUCUGAAAAACUGGCAGCGCAACAUAGCCCUUCGGAAGAAGCAGCAGGAAACCCUCAGUGAACGGCUGAAGAAGCCGGUUGGUGAGCUGCUGAUGCACACGGGGGAGACCUACAGACAGAUCCAGGAGGAACGGGAGCUCCUUGACCGCACACUGCCAACACGGCCUGAUGGGAGGGGCUGUGAAUUGACCAGUGCGUUCUGGAGUCGACUGGAAUACCUGGGAGAUGAAGUGACAGGUCUGGUAAUGACGAAGACAAAGACUCAGCGUGGCCUCGUGGAACCAAUCACUCACAUCAGGAAGCCCCACUCCAUCCAGGCAGAGCUGGGAUUGCCAGCCCAGAAGGAUGCUUGGUACCGCUACACAUGGGAUCGGAGUCUGUUUCUGAUCUACCGACGCAAGGAGCUACAGGGCAUCAUGGCAGAGCUGGAUUUUAGCCAGCAGGUUGGUAAGGUCUCUGUGCCUAGUCUGAAGCCCCUUACGGUGGCACCUGUUUUUAGUCAGCUAACCUUUCCUUUCUCUGACUCUGAGGAUAUUGAUGGCCUGGAGGUGGUGGGCAAAGGGCAGCCUUUCUCCGCUGUUACAGUGGAAGACUAUUCAGUGUUUGAAAGGAGCCAGGAAAGCUCCUCUGAAGACACAGUGCACUUAGACUUGCUGGCCAAUUACCCUGAUGUGGUCCCUAUGCCUGUUCUUGGCCCUUCUCUGCUGUUCUGUGGGAAGCCCGCUUGCUGGGUCCGAGGCAGUAACCCAGAGGACAAGAGGCAUGUUGGAAUUGCUGUCCGCCUGACCUUUGAAACUGUAGAAGGGCAAAAAACAUCUUCAGAACUGACUGUGGUCAAUAAUGGCACCGUGGCCAUUUGGUAUGACUGGCGACGGCAAUCCCAGCUGGACUCUUUCCAAGACCUGAAGAGGAGCAGGAUGCAGAGGUUUUACUUCAACAAUCGGGAAGGUGUGAUUCUGCCUGGAGAAACUAGAAACUUUACUUUCUUCUUCAAGUCUUUGCAUGCUGGGAUCUUCAGGGAGAGUUGGGAGUUUGGAACCCACCCCACCCUAUUAGGAGGUGCUCUCCUGCAGGUCAAUCUCCACGCAGUCUCCCUGACCCAGGACAUUUUUAGGGAUGAGAGGAAGUUACUGGAGAGCAAGCUGGCUUCCCAUGAAGCAGUCACCAUCGUGGAGAACGUGCUGCAGGAGCUGCUAAGGGGGAUCCUGACCCCGGAGCGUGCACAGUCACCCGUGGAUGCCUGUCUCACUGAGGAGGACCUUUUCCACCACAGGAAUCCUCGGCUGUAUUACCAGCACCAAGUGGUGCAAAACCUGCACAGACUGUGGCGCCAGUACAUGAUCCUGCCCCGCAAGGCUGAGGAGGCCAGGCCAGGCGAGGAGGAGCAUCUCAGCCCCAGGACCCAGGCUGCUAUGGCCCCAUCAGCCUACUGGGAGGAGGCCUCAAUGAAGGUCGAGUCUUCUGUGCACCUUAAGAGCCCAGCACUGAACCCUCAACUGCCCCGGCAAGAGGGCGAGGCCCUCAGGGACUCCCAAGAUCCUCUUGGGUCCCAGAAGACUGGACUGGGGGCCAGGAGUUCUCAGCGGAAGAGCAUUAUGGAGGAGAUCCUGGUGGAGGGGAGCCCAGACCUGGAGAGCAUCAGGAGCCCCUGGGAGCUGGAUGGCCUUCCUCCACCUGAGUGGAACCUCUGCCUGGAGGACUUCAGAAAGGCAGUGAUAGCACUCCCUGAGGAGAACCAGAGAGAAGAUGCCCUAAUCAGGCUCAACAAAGCAGCCCUGGAGCUGUGCCAGGAACCACGGCCGUUGCAGUCUGACUUCCUGUACCAGAUGUGUUUGCAGCUGUGGCGAGAUGUGAUUGACAGUCUGGUGAGCCAUUCCCUGUGGUUGAGGGCUCAGCUGGGCCUGCCUGAGAAGGAGACCAUCUACUUGGACAUGCCAGAAGAGCAAGAUCGAAAAUCACCUCCUGUCACAGAAGUGAAGGUGACUUCUGGGAGAGUGGGGAAGGAGGACCGGAAAGGGGCAUCCCAGGAAAAGAAGCAGUUGGGAAUCAGAGACAAAGAUGAUAAAAAAGGAGCCAAGCUGUCACCUGGGAAGGAGCAAGACCGUUUAAACAGCAAGAAGCACAAAGCAAAAGAUGACAAGAAACCGAUGAAGUCUACAAGUCGGGACAGGCUUUCCUUGGAAGACUCUGCCCCUGACAGCAUCAUCCCGUCUCAGGAACCCAUAGAUCCCCUGGUCAUGGAGAAAUACACCCAGAGGUUGCACACUGAGGUCUAUGGGCUGCUGGAUGCCCUGGUGACCGACCUGCUGGUCCUGGCUGAUGAGCUCAGCCCCAGAAAGAAUGUCGAGGAGCCUUUGCAUCUCUGCACCUGACUCGCAUGCCUGAGCUGCCUUCCGGGAAACUGCUUAACAAACAAAUCAAUAAAGAACCUUUGGGUUCCUACCACUUCC